AUUUAUCUGAAUUGAAACGCCAUCUUUCACAAGUUCCCAUCGUUCUUUUCGGAACGGUCGAACGUUUGCGUUCGUGUUGAAAAACGUGACCGUGCGACAAGAGUACCGUGUGGCGGUCUAACAAGAGGGAGUGUUAUGCAUGAUAUUGCAUACUGACGUAUAAUAAAGGUAUUGUGUGACGGAAUGCAGUUGUCGAAAUAAAUCAUUUAACGCUUCCACGGAUACAAGAUUUUUGCGGUUCGCACGGCUCUGGUGUAACCGGCAUUCAUCAAUCUACGCGAUUACAAAGAUUGGUUAUUGGAAAAAUGGCGGCCGAAAUGCUAAACAAGAACCGAAUGAUGGUUUUUAAGAACAAAGGCAAGGACCAAGAAAAAUAGCUGUAUUAAUCAUGAAAUCAGGAAAUGCGAAGAAGACGAAAUGAAGUAACAGUAGAAUUACGUAAAAACAAGCGUGAGGAAACAUUACAGAAGAGGAGAAAUGUGCCUAUUGCGGAUUCCACUGAUGAAGAUGAUAAUGAGAAGAAUUUGUCGAAAAUUGAUUUAAAGGAAUUAGUAAUGAAAGCAGAAAGUUCAGAUCCUGCAGAACAAUUACAAGCUGUUCAGUCGGCAAGAAAGUUACUGUCUUCAGAUCGUAAUCCACCAAUUGAUCCAUUAAUUCAAAGUGGUAUUCUACCCAUUUUAGUUCGUUGUCUUGAACAGCAUAAUAGUCCAUCUCUACAGUUCGAAGCAGCAUGGGCACUCACGAAUAUUGCUAGUGGAACAUCAGCUCAAACACAAGCUGUAGUUGCAGCUGGUGCUGUUCCACUUUUCCUACAUUUGUUACUUUCGAGUCAGCAAAAUGUUUGUGAACAAGCUGUCUGGGCUUUAGGAAAUAUUAUUGGAGAUGGUCCAGUACCUAGAGACUAUGUUAUUAAUCUUGGUGUUGUACAGCCACUGUUAAGGUUUAUCCAACCAGAUAUUCCUCUCACUUUUUUACGUAAUGUCACAUGGGUGAUUGUCAACUUAUGUAGAAAUAAAGAGCCUCCUCCACCUAUUCAAACGAUAAAGGAUUUAUUACCUGCACUUAAUAUACUCAUCCAUCAUACAGAUAUUAAUGUUCUUAUUGACACAGUUUGGGCAUUAAGCUAUCUUACUGAUGGUGGUAAUGAACAAAUUCAGAUGGUAAUAGAUAGUGGUGUUGUACCACGUCUUAUUCCUCUCCUAUCGCACAAAGAAGUUAAAUUAUUGACAGCAGCUUUACGUGCAGUUGGAAACAUUGUAACAGGCUCAGAUGAACAAACGCAAAUUGUUUUGAAUUGUGAUGCUCUUUCACAUUUUCCAAAUCUAUUAACUCAUCCAAAAGAGAAAAUUUGUAAAGAAGCUAUUUGGUUCCUUUCUAAUAUUACUGCUGGUAAUCAAACACAAGUGCAGGCCGUGAUAGAUGCUGGAUUAUUGCCACUUAUUAUUCGCAAUUUGGCGAAAGGAGAAUUCCAAACACAAAAAGAAGCAGCAUGGGCAAUUAGUAAUUUAACAAUAAGUGGCAAUAGUAAUCAAGUUGCACGACUCAUACAAGAAGGAGUUAUUGGACCUUUCUGCGAUCUUCUUUCGUGUAAAGAUACCCAAGUUAUACAAGUUGUACUUGAUGGUAUACAUAACAUGCUCAAAGUUGCAGGUUCACAUGUUGAAUAUUUGGCCAAUAUGAUAGAGGAAUGUUCAGGCUUGGACAAAAUUGAACAGUUACAGAAUCACGAGAAUAUAGACAUUUAUAAACUAGCUUAUGAUAUUAUCGAGCAAUACUUUUCAGGAGAGGCCGACGAUACAAAUUUGCCAUCACAGGCGGGAGAUGGAACUUUUGAAUUUGAUCAGACAAUGAGUAUUCCGAGUGAAGGUUUUAAAUUCUGAGAGAGCCUCCUUUCUUUUUCAUCCGAUCGUGCCGUCCCCCGACAAACUCCGAGGUGGAGCAAAUCUGCUUUCCCUUUCCUAAUCCUAUAUUUUCUUCUGCUCCACUGACAUCACGUGGUAUUAUUUAUCGUGCCACUAUUUGAACCAAGGGUCAUACUUCUUGCUGAUUCAAAGAGACAAAGCAAUGUGCUGACUUUUCUGGCUAAAGAGAACUAAAAAUGGAAGAAUUAUAGAGCUGACGAACUGUUACGAAGCAAGCAUCGACUGUGUUCUUAUGUUCUAUCCUUCCAAUUCUUCUUAUAUGUAUGUUACCUUUCUUUAUUAUGCAUAAUAAAAGUAUUGUCGGAGCGAGUCUUAGCCGGACGCAGCUACCAAUACGAUGUGCGAGUAAAUUAUUCUAGUAAAUUGAUUAGUUGCUCUCUCAAAUGGAGGCGCAGAGAGGAGACCUUUUUAUUGCUUAAACAUGUUGCUCUUCACUCAAACUCAGGAUGAGUCUUGCUUAGCGAUGUUACAUUUAUAAAACAAUUCGUGUAUAUUUUAGGCAUGUUAAAUUUAUAAUGAUAUUGAUUACUAAAUAAAUGAAUCGAUUGACUACUCUUUACUAGCAUAA
This is a messenger RNA of Vespa crabro (European hornet), 2490 nucleotides long. It is a transcript of the gene Kap-alpha3, whose product is annotated as importin subunit alpha-4. The transcript is spliced from 10 exons. Gene Ontology annotation, biological process: NLS-bearing protein import into nucleus. Lineage: Eukaryota; Metazoa; Arthropoda; Insecta; Hymenoptera; Vespidae. The coding region runs from base 402 to 1880 and encodes 492 amino acids. Gene Ontology annotation, molecular function: nuclear import signal receptor activity; protein binding. Gene Ontology annotation, cellular component: cytoplasm; nucleoplasm; nucleus. The record is from RefSeq and is a predicted model, not a curated record.